Meloidogyne enterolobii is the source of this 1525-nucleotide messenger RNA. Lineage: Eukaryota; Metazoa; Nematoda; Chromadorea; Rhabditida; Meloidogynidae. The record is from the annotation of a GenBank genome assembly.
GCCCUGCACUUUUAUUGUCGUUAUUUUCACUUUAAAAAUGUCUGAAGACAACGAAUUAGACAACGACCAUCAAGAAUUAAGCCCUGCAAGUGUCAACGUUAGCGCAAUUCAACGACAACUAUCUGCUGCUGUUCAAGCCGCUGCUGAAGAGCCUUCUUUUAAUUUGAGACUUAUUGAAGCUGUGAAACAAAGCCAUUGUUUAUAUGACCCGUCUGAUAGACAAUAUAGAAGUGCUGACUACAAAAUUAAAGUAUGGAAUCGUCUUGUACAAAUGCUUGGAUUUCAAGAUGCUAGAACUUUGUAUAAUCGUUGGAAACAGUUGAGAGAUAAAUAUGGAAAAGAGAAAAAGAAAUUGAAGUAUAGUGGAGAACAGCACUCACAAUGGCAAUAUUUUAAGUAUUUCGAGUUUCUCGAUCCUCAUAUGGUUGACAGGACGCAAACUCGUUUUGAGCGGAAUAAGGAAGGAAAAAAUGAUCAACAACAAAUAGUAAUUACUGACCCCAAUUUUACUCUUCAUUUGAUUGAUGAAGUUCGACUGCAGCCUUGUCUUUAUGACAUUAAGGAUCCAAAAUAUAGACAUAGUGAUAUAAGUUCCCUCUACAAACAGUGGAAAAAAGUUCGAGACCGUUAUGUUCGUGAAAAACGAAAAUUGCGUAUGGCUGGCAAUGCAACUAAUGAAGUUUCUAAUUGGGAAUUUUUUCGUGAUUUGAUGUGGAUUGACCCUUUUUUGGAUGAAAGAGCAGCGCAAGUUAAACGUAAACGUGAAAGUAGUGAAGCGUCGGGAGGAGAGGAUGAACAAAUUUAUUUAAAUGAGAGUUUCUCUUCGUCUACAACAGCUAUAAAUUUUUCUAAUGGAAUUAAUUCUUUACAACAUGAAGAUUUGGGAACAUCACAAAUGUCUUCUCAUCAUUCACAACAACAGCAAAUUCAAAACCCUUAUACAAUGAUGUCAAUUCAACAACCUCAACAACAACCAUUAGAAUCAAUCCAACACCCUUCUUUUAACUUUGGACAUCAAUUACAACAAUUAGUCAGACUUCAGCAACACCCACCAAUGCAAAAUAAUACAAAUUCAAAUAUUGUUGUGGGACAUUCACUUACAGGAUUACACCAAGUACAACAACAACAUCAGAAUUUAUCAAGAAUUCGUCCAGCAUCACUAUUAAAUGAUUCAAUAGGUUUAGUAACCUCCUCAUCAGUUCAAAAUAAUUCAAAUCAACAAUUAAUGAUACCACUUCAACAACAACAAUCAAUACCUUUAAAUAACAACAAUUUUUCUCAACUUGAUACAAACAAUUCAAUCAAUGUUAGUGAACGUCCAAAUGACCCAACAACUUUACAAAAACAACAGCAGCAACAUUUAAUUUUACCUCAACAACAACCAUCAAUGGUAGAUGGAGAAAGAGCUUUUGCACACAGUGUUGUUGCCGAUUUGCUUUGUCUUCCAGAACAUGCACGUAUUAUGGCAAAAGCACAAAUUCAACAUUUAUUAGAAAAUUCAAAAAUUACAAUUGUUAAGGCAUAG